Harpia harpyja (harpy eagle) is the source of this 1842-nucleotide messenger RNA. It is a transcript of the gene TTI2, whose product is annotated as TELO2 interacting protein 2. Lineage: Eukaryota; Metazoa; Chordata; Aves; Accipitriformes; Accipitridae. The transcript has 8 exons. Gene Ontology annotation, cellular component: nucleoplasm; cytosol; centrosome. The coding region runs from base 232 to 1719 and encodes 495 amino acids. The record is from RefSeq and is a predicted model, not a curated record.
GCGCGGUUUGCGGCGUCUGCGGGAGGAGGUGGUAGCCCUCUGCUCUGAGGGGUCCUGGGGGUGCUGCGGGGGUCUCCCCUCGCAGAGCGCUGCUGCCUGCGGUCGGUACCGGGAAGUGUAAUUAAAGGCGGGUGUGUGGGUGUAUUUAAAGGGGCUUUAGAGCGGGGCAGGUUACGCCGGGGGGCGGGAAGCGGCCGUGGGGUGUGGGUCGGGCGUGGUCCUAGUCGAGCUAUGGAGCUCAGCGGCCUGGUGCGAGCCCUGAGGCUGGAGGGUCCGCGGGAUGGGGGGCAGCCGGAGCAGCCGACCCCUGCUGUCCCGCCAGCCGAGCAAGUCCUCCUCCAGAUCGGGCUGCUCUUCUCCGAGGGGGCUGGCGGUGCCCCCAAGGCCGGUGUGCUCAGAGACCUGGGUGCGCUCGUCGAGGCUGCGGACUGCCGGUGGCUCUUUGGAGGCGUGAGCCCUGCAACGCUGGGCGAGUUGGUGGCCGCGCUGAAUGGCUACGCGGCACCCCCAGAGCAGGAGCAAGAUGCUGCGGAUCUCCCCAGUAAGGACAGUGCGUACGCUGCCACAGCUGAGAGAGCGGCCGAUGUUGGCUCAGUGUUUCUACACCUCCUGGCGAAGCUGGAAGCUGCCAAGACCCAGGAGUCCCUGGGUGUCCCCAUGGUGGGUCCAAUCCUGUGCCGUGUGAUGGAACCCCUCUACAUCUUUGCCGCAACACAUAUUGCGGAGAGGCCCUGGACAAACACAAAGUCUCAGUCAGUGGCACAGGAGCUGCUGGCAUUGCUGGUUCGGGCUACGGGCUGCGGGUCAGUGGCUGAAUUCCUUCGGGGAAAGAAUGAAGAUGAGGAAGGAAGAUUUGGAGCAGUGAUGGGGCUCCUGAAACAGGAGCUGACCAAAGACACUUGGAAGCGUAACCCUGCCACAAAGUUUGUGUUCUCCUGGACGCUGCCUCAGGUCACCCGACCGUGGCUUAGCUGUUACCUGGAGCGUGUCCUCCCGCCGUCGCUGCUCAUUUCGGACGACUACCGGGAGGAGAAUAAAAUCCUGGGUGUGCGCUGCCUGCAUCAUAUCGUUCUCAACGUGCCAGCUGCUGAUCUGUGCCAGUUCAACAGGGCUCAGGUUGUGUACCAUGCCCUUUACAACCAUCUCUAUUCACGAGGGGCCCCUCUCAUCCAGGCAGUACUGCUGUGCCUGCUGGACUUGCUGCCGAUCCUGGAGAGAGCCCAGCGGCAGCAGAAGCAGACCAGACCAACCACCCCCUGCGAUGAGGUGCUGCAGCUGGUUCUGACCCACAUGGAGGCAGAGCAUCGCCUUGCGCUGCGGCGGGUGUAUGCCAGGACCCUGCCUGCCUUCGUGCAGAGACUUGGCAUCCUGAUAGCGCGGCACCUGAAGAGGCUUGAGCGAGUUAUCCUGGGGUAUCUGGAAGUCUGUGAUGGCCCCGAGGAAGAAGCCCGACUGGGAAUCCUGGAGACACUGCAAUGCACCAUCGAGCAUGCUUGGCCCAGAAUGCCAUGCAGACUCCCUGUGCUCCUCAAAGCCCUGCUGAAGAUGAUCUGGGACGUUCACACUGACCAAGGUUCAACGCCAGAGCCGGUAAAAGCCGCCUUGCUCCAGGGGGCCACCGAAUGCCUCAUCCUGCUGGAUCGCUGCUCUGAAGGGCAAGUGAAGUCCAACAGUAUUUUGAAAGCAUCGGUUUCCACCCACCACAACAUUAGUACUUGACUUCAUCGAUAAGUUACUCGAUGCAUAUCGACAGGUCCUGCUGGAAGGCGUGUACAGCAGUUGUGAGGAAAACCACAUACGGGAAUGCAUCAGAAAAGUGCAAGAGAACACGUGAGGCGUGGC